Closterium sp. NIES-65 is the source of this 867-nucleotide messenger RNA. Lineage: Eukaryota; Viridiplantae; Streptophyta; Zygnematophyceae; Desmidiales; Closteriaceae. The record is from the annotation of a GenBank genome assembly.
AUGCGACUGGAUACGCGAUCGAAAUCGUCCACGCGCCGUCGCACGACGAAAUCGUCGUCCGCGCGCCAUCGCAUGGCGAAAUCGUCGUCCGCGCGUCGUCGCAUGGUGAAAUCGUCGUCCGCGCGUCGUCGCAUGGCGAAAUGGUCUCAGCAGCUGCGGCCGCAGCAGCAGCUCUCUCGGUGCUUUUUCAACCGCCAGCUAAGUGCGUUCUCCUCCCUCCACUCUGUUGCUUUCAUGUCCAGGUCGCUCACGCGGGAGUGGCAGUGGCGGGGGACAUGGAGUGCACAGGCAGCACCUGCUCUCCACCCAACCCACCAGCAGCUAAGUUCCUGCCCUGCCUCUCUACUCCCAUUCUCUCUUGUGUUCUUUGCUGCAUCUCCUGUUUCUUCUCGCUUCAAACGCAAGCCUCUGUGGCCCCUUCCCCUCUGCUUCUUCUGUUCGCGCAUCUCCUCCUUCACCCCCCCUCGCCUCUCCUCCAGUCACUCACUAUUUCUCUGUGGGCCAUUGCAGGUGGAGGGGAGGAGCGUGGGGGUCAACACCGACGCUCCCUCAUGCCCCUCCCCUGUGGCCGUGCAGGUGGCAGUGGUGGGAGGGGAGGGGGGCAGCACUCCACUCGGCUGGGAUGGGAUGGGAGAGUAUCGGGAUGGGUUGUCUGAACCGAGCCUGAGAGUGGGAGCACUGGAGCAAGGACAGGAGAGUCAAGUCCACCCUCUUACUCACCUCCUUCUCUCUCCCUUUUCCCUUCCCUCCCAGCAGCACCCUGCCUGGACCACAGUGGACUCCCCUCCUUCCGUUCAUCCCCCCCUCCCUUCCCGACCCCCUUCCCAGCAGCCCAAGGCAUCAUGGCGCUCUGCAUGGCUCUGGUAG